This is a messenger RNA of Euleptes europaea (tarantolino), 3779 nucleotides long. RefSeq names its product MMS22 like, DNA repair protein (gene MMS22L). Lineage: Eukaryota; Metazoa; Chordata; Lepidosauria; Squamata; Sphaerodactylidae. The transcript is spliced from 24 exons. Gene Ontology annotation, cellular component: nuclear replication fork. Gene Ontology annotation, biological process: double-strand break repair via homologous recombination; replication fork processing. The annotation marks the transcript as partial. The record is from RefSeq and is a predicted model, not a curated record.
AUAAUGGACAAUGGCUUCAGUACUCCCUCGGAGCCUUUGUUAGUCACAGAGAGCAUAGAGAUGGCUAUGGAAGUAGAAAUGGAGUUAUCCAGAUUUUGCGGCUUCUCCUGCGCAUCUGAUGUUAGAACUGGAAAGAGAAGUUUUUCUACUGAUUCCUAUUUGGCAAGUGGGUCUCUUAAGAGGAUUUUACUGAGGCUGGAUCCUUUUCCAACUGACUAUGAAGAAGAUACAGUGGAAUUAUUUGGCUUUCAGUGGGUUACUGAAACUGCUUUAGUUGAGUCUUGUACUCUUCUGUUUGGAUUAUUUAGGCAACAAAUACAUAAGUUGGAAAACCUCAUUCAGCCAUGUUCAGUUGACUUUGGCCAGGCUGCAAACCUUCACUGGGAGGCCCAGAAUAUCAGACAGCAGUGUAUUAAAUUCCUGCAGUAUGUGAAAGUUUUCAUCUUCAGGUAUCUGGAACCUCUCGAGACAGAAGAUGAUGAGCUGUUGCAUCCAUUUGAGAAACAAGAAGUUCAGCUCCCUUCCUUGCUUGUGGAGGAGGUCCAUUCUUUGACUUUGUACAUUGGACGCCUACAUGAACUCCCUAGUUCUAUCCUGGGGGGAUUUUCCAUUCAGUCGCAAGCAAAGUUAUUUCCCCCAUCAUGGCAUUUACUGCAUCUCCACCUAGACAUCCGCUGGUCAGUGUUGGAAAUUCUUCAUAUUCUGGGGGAAAAGCUGCCAAGGCAAACUAUAUAUGCUCACAAGUUUACAGAUUUAACUGGUGAAAAUUUAACCAACAUCAGUUUGUUUGAACAACACUGUGGGAAUCUCUUAAGUGAUCUGAUAAGUUUGUCAGUUGACAAAUAUACAAAGGUGAGGCUCUCCGAAGCUGUAAGUACUCACCACUAUCCCUGUAGCUGUGUAAAAGAGCUGUGGGUUCUGCUUAUUCAAAUGCUAGACCUCAGAAGUAAAGGAUCACUUACAGAGUCUUUCUGGAGCUGGAUGAAUAAAAUUCUAAAGAAUGUAUUGGGAAAAAGCAGCCAUGUGGAGGCAAUAUCUGGCUUUGAGUCAGUUCUGUGCAAGGAUCCAUUGAGUUUUAGUUGGUGGAUUAUAACUCAUCUCUCGUCACUUUACUACUGUGAUCACAAUGGAAAUGUGAAAGAAAAGAAACCAGUAGAAUCCAACUGGCCUUUUGUGGAAGAUCUGCUGAAACAGUCAAUCAGUAGUCAAACUGGAAUAUUAGAAGAACAGUUACGGAUGCAUCUUCAGUGCUGUUUGACUUUAAGCCACGUUUGGGAUGCGAACCUCCCUACUGUCACCAUACUCUGGGAAUAUUACAGCAAGAAUCUGAACAGUCCUUUUACUAUUCCUUGGUUUGGUCUCAAAGAUUUUGCAAGUAUUAGUAAAACACCCAUGUCUAUGUAUGAGUUGGUAAAGAGCUGCUGCAGUGACAUUCAUUCUCCUGAUGCGUAUGUAUCUAGCAACAGUUACCAAAUUUUCCUUUGCAUUUUGGCACAAAUAAUGCAGAAGGCAGUAAAGACCAAUGGCGUUCAUCCGUGGAAACAAAUCAAAGGAAGAAUUUAUUCCAAGUUUCACCAGAAAAGAAUGCGUGAGUUGACGGAGGCCGGGCUGCAAAACUUUUUCCAUCUUUUCCUUGUGCUGGCAACCAUGGCGGAAACCGAGGAUGUGGCCAGUCGCGUGAUGGAACUGUUGCGUUUUCUUAGUCCGGUCUCCACAAGCACGUCUCAGAGAGCUCUGAUCUGGAAAGGGUGCUUUGCCUUCAUCUUAACAUACGUUGAGAAGAGCAUGGACAUUACUGUGCUGGCUGAGCAUCUCUCAAGCGCCUUCCGUGAAAAGGCAAAGGAGUUCUUAGUAGCGAAAAAUGACCACGCGCAGAAACAAAACCUCUGGAUGUUGCUUUCCACUUACGUUGAUGGCGUCCAAGAAGUAUUUGAGACCAGCCGCCUGUUGCACCUUUCUGAAGAAAAGCUGCUGAAUGAUGGCUUCAGUAUGUUGCUUCCAGGUUGUCGAGGAGCCGAACUCGCAGCUGUCUUAAAUUUCUUGCAGGAUAUUCUAUCUAGGUUGAGAAAUGUGCACAAGCAGUUAGAACAGGGUAUGCCGUUAGGGAAUAUGGACCCAACUAUGCAGCUGUCUUCAGUGGCGAAAGAGCACCACCUUGCUGUUGCCAGAGCUCUCUGGAGAAAUUUCUUUCCUUACUUGAAGAGCCAGAGAAUGUUGCAGAUUCCUCCUCCUCAGCUGGCAGAUGCUGCUGCAGGUUUUACUUUGCUGGCUUUGGAUUUGCCUAGCACAUGUACAACAGAUCUUCAACCCCAGCCUGUUUUAGCAAUGAUGCAGUUGUUUGGAUGGGAUGAUAUGGUUUGCCCUGAGCUUGUAUCAAGAUACCUGAGCCACCUUAUACAAAACAGAGAAUUGUCUGAAGCACUUACUGGUGUGGGUCAUACAUCCUACCAAGCAUGGUUGGUACGGUCAUGGUUUCGGUGUACUUUGCAAAUGUUUAUCAAUCAGCCUACUGAUUCUUUGGCCAGGACAAACACCGACCGAACAGCUAAUAAAAUAUAUAUGGAACAACUGACUGAACUCACAAGAUUGAUACUUAAACUCCCAGAAGUUGGAGAUAUUUUCUCAAAGGCUCAUGUUGAUGAGUCAGUCUACAAACAAGAUCCAAAGAAUGCCGUUUUUCAUUUUAUUAAGGCUGUUGGUAAAUAUUAUGGUGGGCUUCAAACACUAGAUGAAAAAUCUUCUAUGGUAACAAAGGCACUAGAAUAUCUGGGUGAUGUAUUAAAAUAUAUAAAACCCUACUUGAUGAAAAAAGGGCCUGCUGAAGGACUUCAUCUCAACUACAGUAUUAUGGGAUGCCUUGUGAAGUCCUGGGCACCCAUACUGGCUACUUCCAAAGCACAACCGCUCUUGUUCCGCAUAAUAGAUUGCUUGCUUUUGCCACAUGCGGUGUUACAGCAAGACAAAGGGCUGCCUGCAGCGAUGUUGUCUGCCAUUCGGGAGAAUCUUCCUUGUUUUCUUCAGGGAUUGUCCUUCAUAUGCUGCCAGGCCCAGACUCAAGGGGCCUAUUUGCACCAGCUGCUAGGGAACAUUAUUCAGCAGUAUUUUGGGCGAUUUCUUCCUUCUUCACCUUCUGCUUCCCAAGCUUGGCAACACCCUAUUUUGCUGGCGAUAUCCAGUUCUGUCGCCAUCCCAGGAGCCUCACAUCUGUACAAAACCACUCUGCAGGUCAUCAGUGAAAAUUACCUCCAGUUCAAAGGUCACGCUCCUCCUCCUCGCCUGGCAUCAGUUCUUGCUUUUAUUCUUGAAGUACUUCAGAGAACCAAGAGCCCUGAAAUGUGCAACAUUGGGCUGCUGCUCCCUGUGGUGUUGAAAUGCCUGGUGUUGGUCAAUGAACCACAAGUUAAAAAACUGUCUAUGGAGAUUCUGCAGUGUGUCAUAGAAAGCUGCCAAACAAGGUCAGGACGAGAGCUUGCCACCCAGCUGACUUCCAUGUUUAGGCAAUUUAUCCAAGAUUACACUACUGUGUAUGAUAAUCAAGUUUACAGCAUCUUGGAAGCAGUGGCAGUCUUGGACCAGUCUCUAGUUAUCAGCCUGAUUCCUGCUAUGACAGAAGCCCUGAGGAAUUCUGAGUACAAACAAGGUCUUGGCAGAAACAUCAUGCAAAGAGAAGCCUAUAAAAGACUCUUAUCUCAGCUUGCAGAGGCUGGACAACUCGAGAUACAGAAACUGGAAAAUGAGAGCCAUUAGCCAUGUGUUGAUUAGGGGCUAGUCCCCGAUCA